Penicillium roqueforti is the source of this 513-nucleotide messenger RNA. Its product is annotated as PaaI family thioesterase. Lineage: Eukaryota; Fungi; Ascomycota; Eurotiomycetes; Eurotiales; Aspergillaceae. Bases 1 to 513 code for a protein of 170 amino acids. Gene Ontology annotation, molecular function: fatty acyl-CoA hydrolase activity. The transcript is spliced from 2 exons. The record is from RefSeq and is a predicted model, not a curated record.
AUGUCACAUAACGCAAUAAGCGCUCCGCCCAGGCAACUGGACGAGUUCGAACAGCUCGUCUAUGAGUAUACGGCGCGCAUGGGCCUGGGGAACGAGGAACACUGGGACAUCGAUGCCCGCGGCUGUAACCUCCGCUUCGAGUCCGCAACCCGUGGUCCUCCGGCUACAGUUUCGUUCCUCUUGACGAUCACUCCUGCGCUGACCAAUUACUUUGGUAACCUCCAUGGGGGCUGCGCUGCUACUUUGAUCGAUGUUCUAUCCACCACUAUCUUGUUAGGCGUUUCCGAGCCGGGCAGGUUCUCCUUCGGAGGUGUCAGCCGCAACCUCAAGAUCACAUAUCUGCGCCCUGUGCCUGCGGGAACUGAGGUGCGGCUCGUUUGUGAGGUUAUUCAUGUUGGCAAGCGGUUGGCAUUGCUUCGGGCUGAGAUUCAGAGGGCGGAGAGUGGUGAUGUUUGUGUGAUUGGUGAACAUGAGAAGGCCAAUACCGACCCGGAGGUGACGCAGAGGAUUUGA